AUGGAUAUCUGCGACCAUAGAACCCAAGUCAAAGUUGGAAUCUACUAUGAAUCCCUUUGCAAGGAUUCCGUUUAUUUCUUUGCCAAGCAGUUGAAACCAGCGUAUGAAAAAAUCAAGCACUGUGCAGAUAUUGACUAUGUGCCGUUUGGAAAGGCCUCUGUAAUGCUUCAAGAAAUACAACCUUGUUUGGAGGCCUGUUCAGACCUGCUUGGACAAUUGGAUUGGAGAUACUUGGUUGGUCAGAAUGGGAAACAAGACCCAGAGUUUUUCACCAAAAUUAUCAUUUAUACCUACAAUAACAGUGAAUGGGCACCGGAAGCCCAGGAGCAGAACACGGCCCUCAUCGACUUCCCAAGCGCCCGGGCCGAGUCCAGACGGGCCAGCAGUGCCCGGCGGACAAGCUCGCAACCCGUGGCGCCACCAUUGUCAUCGCCACCGCAGCCACUCGACCCGACCGACGAACACAUUUCCCCGCCGCCAAUCGGGUUCAUCGACGAGCCGAUCCUGGGCCUGGGACUCAGCUCUCGCCAACACAGCGAUCUC
This is a messenger RNA of Notodromas monacha, 543 nucleotides long. The record is from the annotation of a GenBank genome assembly. NCBI's taxonomy places the organism in Eukaryota, Metazoa, Arthropoda, Ostracoda, Podocopida, Cyprididae.